CCGAGUCACCGUCGUCACUGCCAGCUCAGCCUUAAGGACCACAUUCCUCCUCUGCAAAUUACUGUUACUGGCAUCUGGAACCAUGUGGAGCUCCAUUCUCUGCCUGUCAUUUGUCACCGCAGUGUCUGCUGCACCAAUGCCACCAUUCCUCAAUUACUUGCCACACUACGGAAACCCAAUUCCAUCAGGACCCUCUACUCAGGGGAAUAAUGAUUUCUUCCCUCCGGUGCCAACUCACCUUCAACCUAAUAUCAACAGCCCCAUCAGCAUGGAGAUUGUGUUUCCUCCAAGAUACCCAGGCUCUCCAGUAGGCGCAGGGUCCGGACCUGUUUUUCCAAGCCAGGCUUUCAUUAAGUACUCUCUCCCUAAGGCUCCAGGUAGAAAAAGUGUGGAAAUUUAUUACCCUUAUGACUUCAGCAGAGGCCAGAUCCUGCCCAUUGACUAUGCACCACAGACUGUUCCUCAACAGCAACAGCCUAGAGCUACUCCUCCUCAGUUUAGUGAUGUUCAACAACAACCUCAGCAAGAUCAGCAAAUGCAAGCAGGCCAGCCAUAAAGACUGAAGAAGCCUUCUUGCCAUAAAGAUCUGGAGAAUGAGAUGUUAAGAUCCAAGCACAGCCUUAUAGAAGAGUGCUGUUCAGAUAACUUUAGCUCUGUAGCAUAGCCCAUUUAUUUCUGUGCCUUCUGGGUAGGUCUCAGUGACUGCACUGUUCUACUUAAAUUCACAAGUGAAAA
Electrophorus electricus (electric eel) is the source of this 735-nucleotide messenger RNA. It is a transcript of the gene scpp5, whose product is annotated as secretory calcium-binding phosphoprotein 5. The record is from RefSeq and is a predicted model, not a curated record. NCBI's taxonomy places the organism in Eukaryota, Metazoa, Chordata, Actinopteri, Gymnotiformes, Gymnotidae.